CCAAAGGUUAGUUUCUUAUGUGUCGUGGGACGUGGAGGGUCUACGCGCCGCGCACUCUGCUCAGUGUAACCAUGCAGUGAUAUACGGAGUGUGCGCCACCGUCAAAGGAGAGUGUGUAUAGUUGCGAAAAUGGGUCCUUAUGGACUUGAUAGUGUCAAGCCGAUGGGCAAUCGCAGCCGAUUCAAAAUGUGAGGCAAAACAAAGUGGGGCCCACCUCAGGUCUUCCUUGAGUCGCCGAAAGCUUUUUUUUUUUUUUAUUCGGCAAACUUUGCGAAAAGAAAGUGUGCUGCUUGCCUGUCGCGUUGUCGUCAAUGUAUUAUCAUUAAUUUAUUAUUACGUGCUAUACGUUAAGUUAUUUUGUGCGCUCCCGUUCGGGGGAGUGUCCACAAACAAGGAGUUUACGAUGAGUGUCAGGUCGUGUAGUUAUUGGACUAUAGUGGUGGUGGUUUGUGUGGAGGUGCUCUGUCUGUGUCGACUGGCCACAUCGACGAAAAUGCACUACAUUCACUGGAAUACGUCGAAUCCAAUAUUCCGAAUUGAUAACACAGACCACAUCAUUGAUGUCAACAAAGGGAAUAUACCAUUCGAAUAUGACCAAGUUAACAUCAUCUGUCCUGUGUAUAAUGAAGAGGAGACAAGUGAGGAUGAGGCUGAGAAAUACAUUAUAUAUAAUGUAAGCAAGGAAGAGUACGAUACGUGUCGCAUAACUAACGUCAAUCCACGAGUGAUUGCGGUUUGCGACAAACCAUACAAGCUCAUGUACUUCACAAUCACUUUUCGUUCCUUCACUCCCCAACCUGGAGGACUUGAAUUCCGUCCUGGACAGGACUAUUAUUUCAUUUCCACAUCCAGCAAAGAUGACCUUCACCGGCGAAUUGGAGGUCGAUGUUCCUCUCACCACAUGAAGGUCGUCUUCAAGGUAUGCUGUGACCCUGCCUCACAGCCAGCACAUGACCAAGCCAACAACCACAUCCCCAACAAUGGCCUGCCCACCCCUAGAGGCACCACCACUACUACCACCUCAACCACCAAGUCAACUACCACCACUACUACCCCUAAGACCACAACCACUACCACUUCCACAACCUCCCAAAGCACCACAUCCUUAAAGACUACCUCUCACAAGAGUGCUGACCCCCAUCAUAACAUGAAGACCACAACCAAGAAAACAGACACAAACCAACCAGACCGAAGUGAAAAUGAAGUGGUGAAGAAUCAGUUGACAUUGAACUCAUCUCCACCAUUGAGCAGCUCGCCUGUCUUCACAGCAUUCCUUACGACGUUUCUUUCUAUGGUGGCUACGUGGCUCCUUAACAAACAUUCCUAAGAUCAACACUGUUUUUUAUAAUUGUUUGCAGUGUUAUAUUUAAAAUGGUUUGAAAAUUCAUAAUGUAGAAAUGAGAAAUUAUGAGUUGACACUUUUCUGGAAAUCAGAAAAUGCUUUCAAGAUUCUGAGCAUAUACGUAUAUAUAGAUAUAUAUAUAUAUAUAAAUAUAUUCUUAAACACUGAGAGAGCUGUAAAGUUUGCAGAUUGAUGACAAUGCUCCUUGCACCUGAUAUGUGAUUGAUGGUAUUUAGGAGUCAUCAUUUGGAGCUUUCUUACAAGUGAAGUCACAGACAUUGAAGCUAGUGAAUGUUUAGCACAGUGGACAUAAAUGAGGUGUUUAUAUUGUAAAAGUAACCUUAUUAUGUUUAAUAUGUGGUGCGCAUAACUUACAGAACAAGCAUAGAACACAUUUUGUUUUUAUCCAUCACAUGUACAUUUUAAGGUUUUCAAGCCAAGAGCGCUCUAUGUUGUCAGUUUUAGUUGAGAAUAGUGGUUUGUAUGUCAUAAUGGUUAAAUUUUGGAAAUGGGUUUUCCAAAGUCAUUGAUUCAGUAAAGAGAGAAAGAAGAAUUGUAAUAAAUGUGUGAGGCCGUGAGAUGUUGAAUUUAAGGCUACAGAUUUUUGAAAAAGUAUGUCUGCCAAUAUAUAGCUAUCACUUCUUAAGAUAGGUGUAUCCCAGGAGGUCAUUUCAGUUUACCAUAUUCCUUAUUUUCAUUCAUAUUAAAUCAUGCUCAUCACACUCAUCAUGUAUUCAUCACUUACUCUAGUGUUUGUACAUAUGUUCGUUAUUUAAUUUGUGUAUUUUAUAUUAUGACCCGUUCCUUCCCACUUUUUCCCCUUGUAGUAAUCACAUUUUGUCACCUGCUUUUAAGGUGAUAAACAUAGUCUUAUUUGUGCCAAUGCAGGUCUGAUGAACUUGCAAAAUAAUAUACCCUGCUUGUAAAAUGAAGCUCUGGGAUCUUCUGUAAUUUUAUCGAUAUUCUUGGUCAUUGCUCUCACAGUAAUUCGAGCCUGUUGAAGGGUGAUAAAAGAUUGAUUGAGUUGGAAUGCUUUUCUGUUCUGUGUCAAUUAUAUUCUUCCAUAAUAUGCAUUAUUGUAUACUGUAAAUAUAAUAACUGCUUACAUUAUACAAUGAUUACAUUUGAUUUUUAAAGAGCUUGUGUUCCUUCAGAUGGUCUGCAUUUUGGAGAAUACUUGUAAUCUUGUAUAAUCAGUAUAUUUUCAGUUGUGUUGGUAGUACUGUACAGUUAAUGUAGGUCAGCUUUAUUUCAUCAUUGAAUUUUAGGUUUUGAGUCAUUUUUGGUAAAAUUAUUAGAAGAGCAUAAUCUCCGAGUAGGUACAGUUAAUCAAUGAAGUUGGAUUAGUUAAGCCAUUGACACACAUUUAUCAUGAAAUUAUUGCUAAUGACUCUCCUGGGUCACGAAUCUCAUACUUGUUUUAUGAAAGAUUGAGUGACUCCAUUUUGGUCGUCAUAUCAUUUUAUGUAUAAUAAUGGAGCUGCUGUGGAUGUAUGAUUAUUAGUGUGAAAGUGAUGUGAGUGAUUGUGGUGAUGGUGCAUAAAAACUAUGUUACAACACUGGCAUUAAAUAUUUAACUCUUGAAAAUGAAAUUUGUUAGUGAUAAAUGUAUCUUGGGAAGUUACAUUUUUAUAAAAUGCCCAAGCAUAUAUUUGUACCAUUCUUUUAUAAUGAGCAUUAGUUUAUAGCACCAGCACCUUUUUACUGGGGAAAAAUAAUACCACUGUAUGUGAUAGCCUUUGGCCAUGGAUGUUUAUCCUUUUAAAAGGCCAUGGAUAUAUUGUCCUUUUAUGUUUAAACAUGAUCAUUUCUUGUCACAUAAAGAUUUUUUUUGUAUAUAGUGAGAUGAUGGAUUAAUAUCAAUUAUGAUAAUUCACGACAAGUUAAACACAGUAACUUAGAUUGAAGGAGACCCUAUGUCCUGAUGAGAAGCUAUGUGACAAUCUGAACAUGUUUGUGGGAAUGAAUGGCAUUUGUUGUCCUGGAUGAGUGAUUUAUGAAGAAAUUAUAAUCAGAUAGCUCUCUCAUUCUUGUGACAGGGGAUUCCCCUUAUACAAACAUUUGUCUGUACCAGUUAAAACAAAAAAAAAAAGUGAAGGUGUAGAGGGUAUGGCUGCAAGUGGGAACUCAGGUGGAUCACUUCAUUUAGAAGUCAAUUUGGGUACCAUCAGGGAAAACAACAUAGUGUUUUGCUUUAAAACUCCUGUGUUGUUGUUGUUGAACUAUCUUCAUAAGGAUCUUACUGUGCCAGAGGAAAUAGUUUUGUGUGUCAGGGUUAUUUGUGGUUUCUUCAUCUUCUAAGAACUUGUCAUCUUAUUCUCAAACUAACUUUUGGAGCACAAUUUUUCUUGAAAACUUUUAUUUGAUGGGAAAUAGGACAUAACGUAUUUUUACCUUUUUUGUUGCUACAUAUAUACGUAAAAAAGGGCAGCCUAGCCCAAAACCGUAUCAUUCAGCAUUUAAGUAAUGAUAACCUGACUAUACAAUAGCAAUAUCAGCAAUAUGACAAUUAAUAGGUGUUUCACAGUUUUUCGACUAUGUUGAAGUAGUGCACAAAAAUUUAAUUAAAUAGUGACACUUGCCAUAUGAUAUACUUUGGUGUUUUCCAAGUGCCUUUUGUAAAGAGAAGUUGUUAGACAAAUUGAAAACUAACAUUGAAAAGUUAAAAAGCUAUUUUGCUAGGACUUGGAGGCUAGCUGGGAUUUCAUGAAAAAAUGGAGACAUUACAGUUCAUUUUGCAAGGUACAAAACAGGAUGUUCAGAUAGCAUGCAUUUUAGUUGAACUUACAGUAUAUACCUAUAUAUUUGGUAGCUAUAAUGGUUCACAUUAAAUCUGUGACAAAUAUAGGAUAUAGAGUGCAAAAGAAUUUCCAUUGAUGUUGACUAGUUUUGUGUGUUUGUAGGGGUAAACCAACUAUGGAUAUAACCUUGUAAUGCUUUAUUUUGUCAAUUGACAAGGAAUUUUGGAAUCCAUGCUGAUGUGAGGAAUCGUGGGGCUUGGUUUAUAACAUCUAGCCAUGCAGUGGAAUAUAAGUUUUAUUGUACUUUAUAUAUUGUAUACAGAAGAUAUAGCAUUAUUUAAAACUUUAAUAUUAACCCAUUGCUGUAAAGCAUACUUCACAUUACACCUUGAUUGUACCAUAUCAGUGGCCCAAGUUAGUUUUGUAUAUAUAGUGUCAUAACAAUCUGUAAUAGCAGCAAUAGUGGUUGUAUGUAGUUAAUUUUCACAUAGUGCUUUUUUAUCCAGUUAGAAGCAAUUUCUUGGAUUAAACUCCAAAUUUUGGAGUUAUAUUCAGUAACCGGUUUUCAAUUUAAUUUCUAUGAAAUUUGAUUUUGCUCUUGUACUUAUAAAUGAAGGUAUUCUUACACUGCCAUAUGUAAUGUACAUUUUUUUCAUUUUGUGGCUAACAUGGUAAGUGUUAUGUUUGUUUCCUCUUUGUUAGUAUUCCAUUAUAUACUAUGACCCAUUUGUAUUCCAUUUAUACUGUGACCCAAAACUUUGGCAACUCAUGUUACACAGAAAAUGAAAAUGCAUUGGUUAAAUAUUUGCACAUGAAUUAAAUGCUUAUUUGAACAAAAUUCACAAACUUGCUCUCAGAAUUAUGCUAAAACUUUUCUCCCACAAGACACAAAAGAAUUUCUUACAUAAUUAGGGACACUUUGGGAUCCUAGGAUAAAAUAUGACUUGGCAGUGCAUUGGUAUACAUAAAUCAUUGAGGGGGUAUCAUACAAAUCUCUCUUUCUUUUGUUCCUACAAGGAUACAAACCCUAGUCUUUAAAUGGAUAUAACAUCUUGUGCAGCCAGGGUGGUCUUCCUUUUGUAGGAAUUGUGGGUAACUGCAUGUGUGCAUAGUCAUAGAGUUGGUUUCUCAUCGACUAGCGCUGCAUGUAGAUGUAAUAUUACAGCAUUUACUGUGCUGGUGCUUUCAUGCUGGAAUGGCUUGUGUAUGGGAUCUCCUGCUUGUUUUAUUUGAGUCUUCCAUUAGAGCCAGACUUUGUCCUUGGCAUAUGUUUUACUCCAGAAAGAGGCUGCCGUCUUCCACUACCAGAGUGGGGGUUGCCAUUGAUCAACAUGUUGCCAAUGAAGGCAGAACUAUGGGUUGUCCAGGUCCCCAGAAUGGGUUCAGGCCUUUUUAAGGCUCAAACCACCAUCAGGGGGACAUCCCUUUGAACAGUUUGCUUGGCUGUUAUCAAACUCUAUCACAGUACCUUGAAUUGAUACAUCCCUUCUGAGGAGAUGAAGCAAAGGCAUUUUAGUGUCUGGAUGAAGGGGCAACUGGAAACUGUCCUUACUUGAUGGUAUGUCUUUACCAUCAUGAAGGCUUCCUCUUUUAUGGAAGCAAACUUGGAACAUCAGAAAUAAUACUAGCUUGAGGCUGGCAAUUCAUCUGGGACAUGCAUUGUGGUUAGUGGUGUCGAAAUAUUAAACUUUACAGUAACAUUAUCAAUGCAGAUGGUUUUUUUCAAUACUGGUGUUGAUUUUGGUAUAAUAAGAAAUAUAUGCAUUUAUUCAGAUUCAAAAGUAAAAAUAAAGAAAGUAGAGAUAUAUUUUAUUGCUUAAGAUUUAGUCCUAUCUUUCCUCUCCUCUAUAUAUGUAUUUAAGCUUCAAUGACAAGUAAUAACUGAAGAAAAUCAAUAACUUUUUCUAUUCAGUAAAAUAUAUCCAUGAUGAAAAUUAACCAUUCUCAAACAAAAGCAAUUCAAACUAGUUCAAAAAAUAUAUAUUUUUUAAUCUGUAAUGAAAAAAAAUUUAUUAGGAAAGAAUACAUACCUCCUUAAUACAAGAAAAACUAACCUUUUAAUGAGAGACUAUUGAGAAUUUUAGAAAAAUUUUAUCUCAAUUUCUUGAGAUACAACUCCGCUGCUGAGAACACCCUUUCAGAUAUUUCACUUGCAGGCUUGACAAAUUAAUUCAUUAUAGAGCUUUUCUCGGUUUUUUCGACAAUACCUAAAUUCCAUGUUCACAUCUCAAUGUGCUGAAAGUUUCUUUCUCGUUGGAACUGUCUCUUAACACUUCCAUUUCUUUCAUAUAUUCUGCAAGCAAUUUGUCAUAAUUUGCCCCUUUCUCAGCUUCUAUUCCCACUGCAUCUUUAGAGCAGCCAGGUUCUUGUUGGCGUACACUUUCUUUUUUGUGCUGAUCUAACUAAACACUUUUGGAGAAAAGCCUUUUCUAAAGUAUCUACAGUACUUGAGUAAAACUUGAGAAGGCAAAAAAAAAAAAAAAAGCUCAUCAUCCCAAGUUUCAAAGUUCAAGGUUCAUGAAGAUAUUAAGCAAGCCUAUAAUACCUGGCUCUCUUCAUAGGGAAUAGUAUUUAAUCAUGCUUUCUUUUAAAGACUUUCCUAGUAGGGUAUUAUUCUCUGAACUUGAACGAGACUCCAGCAGUCAACUGUUGCGUCUCUUUAACACAGGCCUUCAGUAAUGGUACUGAUGUUUCAUUUGAUACUGAUUCUCAGCCUUAGUCAGUGCUUGAAUGUGGGAUACCAUUCACCACAAUCCCGACAAUCCAGAUCCCUUGGACUCGGGAAGUAAAAGGGGAUCUUAUCUGGUAGCUGGGCAAUGGGUACUUGUCUGAGUAGGAGUGUCCCCUAAAUAUCUCUCCCUUAGAGAUGCUGCUGCAAUUUGACAAUCAAAAGAUGGGAUGGAGUGCACACCUUAAUGAAUCCACCAUUUCAUGUGUGGAAUGGAAGGAUGUUUGCUUGCACAUCAACUUCCUUUAUAUUAGAGCAGCCCUACUAGGAUGCAAACCUUCUAAGAGGAGUUGAAGGAACACUUGUUGGUGCUCCUUGACAGGCAAUAUGACUGUAGUGUCACACAUACAACAAGUAGGGAGAAUGAUGUCUCAUGAAGUGUGAAGCUGUUGACAAGGUACUUCAUGGGCCUGUCAAAACGUGAUAGCCAACCAAUUCUGCCAUCAAAGUCAUGCAGCCCCUUAGACAUAAGAGAAAACUGCCACGGUUCUGUUUGCCAGUACUGAAUUCGUGGUACAUGAACCUGCUGUCACUGCUGGUAGUAAGACAGGAAGGUCACCAGCAAGGGUCACUUUGCUUCACCAACACCACCCAUGCUAUUAGUACCUACAAUCCGUACAUGGGCUUGCAAUACAUGAUCAUAAUAAUUAUCACUGGUGUUCCCUACAGGUGGGCCAUGUCCUAAUGGUUUUCUGCAGCGCAGCUCUGCCAUAAUCCAGUCAAGGGGUCCGUCAGCCCUGAAAUUGGAAAAUAAACUGUCAUAAGUUUUCGUGAUGGAGAUGAGGGUUGCAUCAUCAUGAACAAAUGGUAAACUUUGAUCAUUUGAAACUUUUUAUAGAUACAUAAACCUAAAUAUAAAGAUGAGAAUUACAUCCUCAUAUGAACAAAUGGUAAAUUUUGAUAAUUUGAAACUUUUCAUAGAUACACAAACCCCACACUGCCCUACUCCUGAAGAGAAACCACACACUGCCCUACUCCUGAAGAGAAACCACACACACUGCCCUACUCCUGAAAAGAAACCACACACACUGCCCUACUCCUAAAGAGAAACGAACACAGACUACUCUGUGCAAGGGUAGCUUCAACUGGCUUUUGCUGCACAAGUAUAUCCAUUUAUACACAUGGGUUUAUCUAGGGGAAAUUAUUUUUUCAUUAUGAUAUAAGAAAAGGAUUUUUUAAAAACAAAGUGAACCUAUCUGCCUUUAGUUUUAUUGAAUGUAUUGGUGGAAAUUGAAAUGUUUGCAUCUACUGUAUAUGAAAAUUUUUAUUUUGAACCCUUGAGGUUGAGGAUUUUUAGAAAAAUUUCACAUGGAGGAUUCAACAUUUAACUACAGGCUCUGAAGUAUAUAGAAAAGAGCAAAUUGUUCUCCAGAACAUUACAUUUUAUUUAGUGUUGCAAUUCUUCAGUCAUUAACUGAAGUAUCAAGAGAAUCAUUACUAUUUUAUAAUACAUAUUACGAUGUACUAUUGUUUUGUCCAUAUUAAAUUACCUACCCAAUCUGUAUAUUUUACUGUUUACACAGAGUUGCUUGGUUACCGGCAGUUUACUUAUAAAUUUUUUGCUUAAUGGAUUUUGAAGAGUUAUGUUUGAAUAAUCUGCUUUUUUACUUAUGUCCAUCAUCUAUAAAUAUUGUGAUAGUUUUGUAUGUCUUUGUUGUUACAGUGCAAGUUUAGGUGGUGAUUUUCUUACUCUUUAACCAGUUAAGAUUAUGAUGGCUUCCACUUGGUUCCCAUUUAAGGUUAAAUUUGUUUUUGUAUUUGCAUACCCAUCCCCUCUGAGACCAUAGAAAAUACAGAUAAAGCUUACAACUUUUCUGAUAGUGUCCUUCAUUUAAUUUGUAGCAGUAAUCCAUCAUAUAUAUUUUUUUUAUACAACUUUUUUCCAACUUAGAGGAAACACAAGCCCUGUUUGAAGGACUUGAAAGUGCUGAUUGUGUUAUAAAGUACAGUAUACCGGACAAUAGACUAGCCCCCUUGUCUUGUAACAUACCCUUCAUGUAUACCACAAUAAGCCAAGGGAUAUUCCUGGUAGAUGUGUGUUGUAUAAUAAGAGUUUGGUAGCAGUUGUGAAAAAUGAAAUACUGUAUUUGGGUAAAGUACAGGAAUGUCUUUGGGCUUCACACUGCUGGUGUAAACGUACUUUACCUCCUGAAGAUAUAAUACCAUAAUUGUAAGAAUCCAGACCUUUUAUAUACCAGUAUAUCCAUACCCUUAACAGACCCAGCAGGUCCAUACUCAUCAUCACAUGCCUAUCCCAUUUUGUGUAUGCAAUAGUUUCAAAGAUUAAAAGCAAAAAUUAUAGUAUAACAGCAAAAGGUAACAAAUAAGGAGGUUACUUUACUGUUUGGGAAAGAAUGAGGUGGAGGAGGAGACAGAGGAACAUUAUUAUCUGUAAAUGUGUAUUUAUAAUUUAUCAUCCUCACUGAUUCCACUUUGCCAAAAGGAGAUAAUUUUAUAAUUGACUUUUGUACAUAAUAAAGUUACUGUAAUCAGA
Molecule: messenger RNA, 9305 nt
Organism: Macrobrachium nipponense
Lineage: Eukaryota; Metazoa; Arthropoda; Malacostraca; Decapoda; Palaemonidae
Product: ephrin-B1-like
Exons: 6
Coding region: 140-1327 (395 amino acids)
Biological process (GO): ephrin receptor signaling pathway; axon guidance
Cellular component (GO): plasma membrane
Molecular function (GO): ephrin receptor binding
Source: RefSeq, a predicted model, not a curated record